This is a messenger RNA of Aaosphaeria arxii CBS 175.79, 1119 nucleotides long. RefSeq lists its product as uncharacterized. Lineage: Eukaryota; Fungi; Ascomycota; Dothideomycetes; Pleosporales. Bases 1 to 1119 code for a protein of 372 amino acids. The record is from RefSeq and is a predicted model, not a curated record. The transcript has 5 exons.
AUGGCGACUGUUCUAUCCGCCGCAAAUGUAGAACACCUCACCUUUGGAUAUCGGAAUCGGACAAUCACUGCGAUAGCCGUCUGUUUUCCGCUGGCUAUAUUUGCCGUAAUCCUUCGGUUUACGGCGCGAAAGAUAGCUAGGGCUGGAAUAUGGUACGAUGACUGGCUCUCCUGCGCAGGUUUGGUCGGGUUGGGAGUGUUUAUAUCUCUCGUCCUUGUCGAUCUUCCGGAUGACAGUGCUAUCAGGGGGGAUCCAAUACCAGAAAGCACCCUCUUAGCAAAUGCAAAAACCGUUUAUGUAGCUGAACUGUUCUACUACAUCACGCAGUUCAGCCUCAAACUCUCCAUUCUGGCAUUCUACUGGAGGCUAUUCAACGCAUCCUCGAUACGCGUUCCGAUAUAUCUGGUCACUGCUUUUUGUGUAGCUUGGUUUGUUGCAUCGUUUCUCGUCACAGCCCUCCAAUGUGUUCCAGUUGCUUCACUGUGGACGCCAGCCCUGAGGAGCUCAGCGAAAUGCGUCCGGCUGGCGCCCUUUUUCUUCGGCACCUCAAUUCCCAAUAUUGUAGCCGAUCUAUUCCUACUUGCACUUCCCAUGCCUUACGUCUGGCGCUUGAAGAUCAGCCUGACACAGAGGGUUUUCGUUAUGGGAUUUUUCCUUCUCGGCGGCUUUGUCUUAAUAGCAUCUGCCAUCCGGCUUCGGCUGCUACUCAGAAUAGACAUGCGAUCGUUCUAUGCGAACUGGGCUGUGGAGAACUCCGUUCUCUGGAGCGCGAUAGAAAACUGCAUGGCUGUCGUCUGCGUCUGCCUUCCCUCGCUCCGACCAAUAGUCAGGCUCCUUCCUUGUCCAACACGUCUGGGAAAGAGUCUGGGUUCUUCUGAUUAUACCAGCGGUGGCGACAUGCGCAUCGCUAGCAUGGAGAAUUCGGUGGAUAAAACGAAGCCGCAGCAACGACAUAUCGAGCAUGAACUGCCGGAUUGGGACGGUGCCAGCUGUUACGUUAGCGCGGAAAGGGCCGCCGAGGGUCAAUCAAUAACGACGGCGGAUGAGGAGAGUAUCAUUGUACAAACCGAGAUUCAGGUAUCGUCUGUUGAUGUGAACCGGCCGACAGCGAUAGCGUAG